GUUGGCAACGAAGUACAACAUUGAGCCAGCUUUCAUACAGAAAGCGCACCAGCACUUCGACACGGCGGAGAACCGGAAGACAGGUCUUUGGACCAAGAAGGAUUUCAGUCACUGGCUGCUUGAGUUCCUUCCACUGAAGGAACGAUCAAAACUUGCUCCUGAGCGGAUGACGUUCUAUUGGAACCGGUUGGACAAGGACGAGCACCACUGCGUGGACUUCGAAGAGUUCGUGAUUUUCUUACAAGCCCUGACUUCCACGGCUGCUAAAUACUUCAAAAGCAUCCCCGAGUUCCUUUUCCCGGACCUGGUCAAGCAAGCAGAGGGAUUUGACAAUGGCGAGGAGGGCCCAAAGGGCCCUGUGAUGCCCUCGGCCAGCAACAGCCAGGAGAGCAAGUCUCUCAGGGCGAGGCAGUCAGUCCUCGGCUCCGAGGACUCGGACCUCGCUUCACUCUCGCGAUCGCGAGCGUGGACCAGUAUCGCACAGAAAGGGCCUGCGCCCAAUCUCGACGAUCUGGAUACGUCGCUACUGGCACCACGUCGAAGUAUCAAGUAA
Molecule: messenger RNA, 553 nt
Organism: Symbiodinium necroappetens
Lineage: Eukaryota; Dinophyceae; Suessiales; Symbiodiniaceae
Source: the annotation of a GenBank genome assembly